This is a messenger RNA of Acytostelium subglobosum LB1, 2280 nucleotides long. RefSeq lists its product as hypothetical. The record is from RefSeq and is a predicted model, not a curated record. Gene Ontology annotation, molecular function: kinase activity. The transcript is spliced from 2 exons. The coding region runs from base 1 to 2280 and encodes 759 amino acids. Gene Ontology annotation, biological process: protein insertion into mitochondrial inner membrane. Lineage: Eukaryota; Evosea; Eumycetozoa; Acytosteliales; Acytosteliaceae. Gene Ontology annotation, cellular component: TIM22 mitochondrial import inner membrane insertion complex.
AUGUUAAACAUCAAUGGAGGCAAGAGUAAAGUGUCUGUUACUCCUGGUGCAAGACGUGGAAGUGCCGAUAUAAACACUCUGAUACAUAAUACAAGACAACAACAGACAACAAACAAUAAUAAUAAUAAUAAUAAUGAUAUAGUUAAUAGUAAUGAUGUUGAUAAUAAUAAUAAUAAUAAUAAUAACUAUAGUACAUUGGCAUUGACAAAGCGUGUCAUUAUAGAAGCACUCAAACUACCUGUACAUCGAUUGUACGCACUCCUCCUCUCAUUCUAUCUUCUACUUGCACAUUGGACAUCGACCUAUCGACUCACUGGUAUAACACCCUUGUUUGGACGUAAGAGGAAUCGUCCCAGUAUCAAAGAUCAGAACAUCACUCUUGAAUCGAUAACGAGAGGUAAUAGUGUACAUAGGAACUUGGUGGUGUUGAUCAAUCCGGUGAGCGGUGAUCAUAGAGCGACAAAGAUAUUCGAGAGUGUUAGACAUUUGUUCGAGGUCAGAGGCAUCAAUCUACACGUGUCAGAAACACGAUACAAGUAUGAUGCGCAUAGGAUAGCAUCCCAACUGUCACAGAAGGACUGCGAUGGCAUUGUAUGUGUGGGCGGUGAUGGCUUGAUACACGAGGUGGUCAACGGACUGCUGUGUAGGGAUGACUCGUCCAUCGCGCGCCACAUACCAAUUGGCGUGAUACCCGCUGGCGAGAAGAACUCCUUUGCCUCAUCAAUAGGCAUCACAUCUCCAGAGAAGGCUGCGGACAUCAUCAUCAAUGGCUCCAUCCACUAUGUCGACGUCAUGUCUCUGUCAGCCGUGCGCAACAAGAAUCAGUAUAUCUAUCCACACAAGCAGCAGCCUCCUGCCCCAGUGGCGACGCGACACAAUCAUGGCGACGGUGAAGAUGCGUCUGAAGACGACAGUGAUGAUGGUGGACAAGGUGGCAAAACACAGACGACGACGCUGGACAUCAAUAUGCCGCAGACGAAUGGUCAGUCGACGGACGUCCGAAGCAAUGAUUAUCUCAACUUCUUCAAACGACCAGCGUCCGAUCACACCUCCCCUGGUUCCCCAAUCGAUCUCAAUCAACAACAACAUCAACCACAUCAGAGCAUCAUUGAUGACAAUGGCGCCACCAACAACAACAACGAGGUGAUCGACAUCAACAUGAACAACAGCAACAACAGCAACAACAACACAAACAUCAUCAACGACUUCACAUUUGUAAAUAGCAGCUUCAACAAUAUAUACGUACCAAACAACAACAACAUGGGCGCCCAAGUCACUAGCAACGAACCGUCAUACGCAUUCACGGCGCACAAUGAUAGCAAGAAGAUAUAUAGCCUGUUGUACUUUGGAUGGGGCAUCAUCAGCUUUCGCGAGAAGGUCCAGGAGAACAUCAGAUGGACCAAGUUCUUCAAACCGUACAUCUCAUCAAUGUACUCAUACUUCAUCUCACUGCCACUCAAACACUUUGACUCGACGCUCUACUUUGAGCCUGCGCACCACUUUGAGCACGAUCUGGCGGCCGCUGCCACACAUCCCAACGUCGAGUCGCGUGACGGCGACGUGCAACAGCACCACUUUUGCUCAAGCAAGAGCAACUGCCGAGGCUGCAACACAGUGUACAAAUCGGACAAGGGCAAGCGACUGAUCAACGACAUCACCAACUGGAAGUCCAUCGAGGGAUCGACCGAAGACAACCCAGCAGGCAUGACGUUCCUGAUCGCUGGCAAGUGCACACACCUCUCCAAAGACUUCAAUGUGCUGCCCUACUCUCAUCUCUCCGAUGGAUUCAUCGACCUGCUGGUGUGCACUCAAUCCGAGCGCAGUCAGCUUUUGCAAUGGAUCUUCCAGCCCGUGCCAAAUCAAAAUACAUCGCUCAAACUACUUAGCAACUACAAUCAACAACAACAACAUCAUCAUGAUGGAAGUGAAGCAGCGACUGCAAUGUCACAUGACGAUGAGUCAAGUAACAAACAACGUAGGAAUGGAAAGAGACCAGCAUCAAUGUCCAAUCAUAUCAUUGCGGACAACAAGAUACAAGACUCGACCAACUCCAACCACUACUCCAACUCCAACAACAUCAACGCCCCAAGCAUGCCUUUGGCCGACAACAAGAAUUGUUUACAGUACUGCAAGACCAAAGAACUCAUUCUACAAGUUCGCAACAGUAGUAUACCAUUGACAGUCGAUGGUGAACUAAUGGAUAUCCGGGAAACAUUUGGAUUCGGGUGCGAGACGAUCAAGGCCGAGUCACUUCGAAGUCUUUGUGCAUUCUUUUUGUGA